Messenger RNA from Verruconis gallopava, 2052 nucleotides. Its product is annotated as pantoate-beta-alanine ligase. The transcript has a single exon. The record is from RefSeq and is a predicted model, not a curated record. The coding region runs from base 742 to 1881 and encodes 379 amino acids. Gene Ontology annotation, biological process: pantothenate biosynthetic process. Gene Ontology annotation, molecular function: pantoate-beta-alanine ligase activity. NCBI's taxonomy places the organism in Eukaryota, Fungi, Ascomycota, Dothideomycetes, Venturiales, Sympoventuriaceae.
CGCCACAUAGCAAUGCGACAGCCCGAUGUCGUUACAGAGUGUUUCUGUGAUUGGAAUACAUGUAGCCGUUGAGUGACGCUGGGCGUUCUCAUUACAGAGCCGCUCCAAGUGGCCUGAUUGUCACGCAAGCUCGUCUUUCGACGGUGCAAAUGUUGAACGAUUCCAUACACCACGGCGCCUAUGCUGCCGCUCUGGGAUGCGGGCCACGGUCGACUUUGCUGCUUCCUGCUCGAGUUGCGAUGCCACGAUGCCGCAAUAGUUACUCGCGAAUGCAUCACUCAGAUCAGCCUGGGGAUGAAGAAUGCUUCGUAAGCCUUGAGGAUCGUCUUGGUGUUGGGUCGAGCUGGCCUCGCGCAUCGGCGCCACAUCGACUGUACUUCACGUGUCGACCGGCCGUGCAGUGACUGUAGAGCUUGCAGCCUCUACGCGAAAGCCCUCUUUGACAAGCAGCAGCCUGGAAGCAACCAUGUCCUCUGUAGAGAUUCAGCUGGUGCCCGCCAGGACGAGCAGGGCGUCAACCCCUCCUUUGCAAAGCUUGUUUGGCAUCUGAUGCAAUGCUUGGCAUGGCAGAGGCCAGGAUGCUAGCUACAGCGAAGCUCGAGGUUCAAGUUGAGCUUUUCUCUCCAUCAUCCUCGGAUUGAAGCUGGAAAAUGGCCCGCACCGAGGUCACAACCAGGCAACCAGCUCCAGCGACAUCCACACUCCCAGACUGACCGAUAAACAGCCGCCGACUUCUGCGCAAUGGCUUCGACGGCAGCUCGCAUGCGUCGUCCCUUGGCGUCGGCCGCCUUUUUCAAGCUCGCGCCCUCGCCGGCAUCCACCCCUCGCACGACGAGAACACCGUCGAGAAGCAAUGCCAGCUUCAGGCCCAAAUUCGAAAUCUUCCACGAUGUCCCUCCUCUCCGCUCCUUCCGCCGCAAUCUCCUGUUCAACAAUCGCACCGUCGGGCUCGUGCCCACGAUGGGUGCCCUGCACGAUGGGCACCUGUCCCUCGUGCGCAUGGCUGCCGCAGAGAACACAGACGUGGUGGUCUCCAUAUACGUGAAUCCCACGCAAUUCGGCGUCAAUGAGGAUCUGGCCACCUACCCGAAGACGUGGAAGGAGGAUCUGAAGCUGUUGGAGACGGUGGACAGAGAGCUCGCGAGCACGAGCGGCAGUGGCCGGAUCAGCGCCAUUUUUGCGCCGAGCACCAAGACUAUGUAUCCCACCCUUCCGCCCAGCAGUGAGGUCGAUGGCAAGGGCAGCUUUGUGACCAUCACACCUGUUGCCGAGCUGCUGGAGGGUGCUUCGAGGCCAGUUUUUUUCAGAGGCGUGGCUACCGUGUGCAUGAAGCUGUUCAACAUCGUGCAGCCGGAGCGCGUGUAUUUUGGCCAAAAGGACGUCCAGCAGACGGUCGUCAUCAAACGGAUGGUGCAGGAUUUUCACGUGAACACGGAGGUCCGGAUUGGGGACACAAAGCGGGAGGAAGACGGUCUCGCAAUGAGCAGUCGCAACGUUUACCUGGGCUCGCGCAGAAGGGAAGUGGCCGUCGUUCUUUCCCAGGCGCUUUUCAGCGCCGAAGCGCAGUAUCUCAAAGGCAAGCGAUCACGAGCAGAUAUUCUAUGGGUUGCAAACGACGUCGUGAACAAGAGCAUGCAGAAGCAAGACGAGCUGCCGCCGGAGAAGAGGGCGCGCUUUGAAGUUGACUACAUAUCGCUGGCGGAUCCGGACUCUCUAGAGGAGAUUGACGAGGUUGAUCCUGCAAGAGGAGCCGUUCUCAGCGGUGCCAUCAAAAUGCUACCACUUGAAGACCCGCAGGACGGCGAAGACUGCGGAUUGGGAGGAGGAAUCGGCACGGUCAGGUUGAUCGAUAACAUUAUCCUGAAGCCGGCGAUUGCAUGAAUUUGUUCAGUAUUCCAAAUUAUGAGUGGCUUCCUGUCUCUCCCGACUAGCUCUUGACAAACUGUAAAUAACAACGUCCCUGGUGAAAUCCAAAAAAAAGUAGCUUUCAAACGCAGUCGGCGAGGCUAGCGGAGUUCUUCAAUCUCGAACAUAGGUUGUCAUAUCGAUAGU